AAUUUUGAACAUUUUGAAUGUUCAGAUAAAUAAAUUUCGUAACUAAGAGAUGAUGAUAAUAAAAUAAAAAUUAAGUCAAUAUGAAUACAGCAAAUGUGACGGCCAAUAGUAUCGUCAAUGUUGGUGCUGUUGGUGCAACACAACCACCAUUAACAGCCAAUAUAACGACGAUAAAAACGCAUCAACCUACCGCACUUUUACAUCAACCAAAUACCAUUUCAUUACCAGCCACAAUUAUUACAGCGGCCACAAAUGAAACAACAUCAAGGCUCAAUAAUACAUCAACAUCGAAUCAAACACCACCGACUCAACAACAACCAACAUCGGCAACAGUAACAUCAAAUCAUGGUAUUCAAAUUCAAACUGUAAAUGCUGUAGCAAAUACAACAUCUAUAAUGCAUCCGGUGACAAUCACAGGUGUUACAACCGCUGGUCCAUCAUCGGUAGUUUGUACGGCAACCAUUUUACCUACUGGAGCCACAGUUAGUACCGCUGGCGGUCAUCCACAAGUUACCGCAAUUCCUGUUGGACCGAAUACUGUUCUAAAAGCUCAACCUACCAUGACCACAAUACCAAUUGGACAAAGAUUUCAAGCUACUAAUGUUGCCAUUGGUACUUCCGCUGGUCCACCACCACCCACUGGUACACCAAUUAAUGCUUUAUUCAUUCAUCAAGACCCAGUUACUGCACAGAAGAAUCUUUUGAAUAGUUCUGCUCAUACGAAUAUGGUAACGACAUCGAAUCAUCCUCAUCAGCAAUCACAUGCAACCAUUCAACAGAAUUCAACUACGACAGCGACUGUAAUCAAUACAAGUAAUGUUUCAGUGACCGGUGUGCCUGGUACAACAACGGUUACUUUGCAGCCAAUUUCAUCACAUUCAAACAGUCAACAACAUCAUACGACUGCGCCCAUAUUUGUCCAAACUGGUCCAAAUACUAAUCCAAAUUCGAAUACAGCAACGCCGAAUAGUGCCAUUUUCCAUCAAAUAGGUCAACAUCAUCCAAAUUCGUCAUCACAACCUACACCGUCAUCUCAACCACAACAACCAACAAAUCUAUCGACGAUUAAUUUAUCUACCUCUUCAGUGCAACCUUCGUCUCAGCCAUCGGCAACAACGCCAUCCCAAUCGGCACCGCAACAAUUUCAGAGAUUGAAAGUUGAAGAUGCACUUUCCUAUUUGGAUCAAGUAAAAUUCAAAUUCAAUGAUAGACCACAAGUAUAUAAUGAUUUUUUGGACAUAAUGAAAGAAUUUAAAUCUCAAUCGAUCGAUACUCCCGGCGUUAUACAACGUGUUUCAAACCUUUUCAAAGGUCAUCCAGAAUUGAUUGUCGGAUUCAAUACAUUUUUACCUCCGGGUUAUAAGAUCGAAAUUCAUUCAAAUGAUCAGGUGAAUGUAUCGAUGCCAAAUUCAACCAAUGUUGUUUUGAUGUCAAAUACCCCAAUAACACCAUCGACGCAUCAACAACAAUCGAUAUCAGCUGCUACAACUCCUGUUGGUCAUGCAAUUGUUGCUUCAAGCCAAAAUAUUCAUCAGAUACCAAGCAAUUUAGUUAGAAGUCCUUCGAUAGCAUCUUCAAACCAAAGCCUCCAUCAUGGUGGCCCGCCCAGUCAUCAUCCACUUAAUACGUUUGUGAAUUCUGUUCCACCACGAAAUGAAACAACAAACUUGGCAUCAUUAUCAUCGACAACGGCCUUACCACAUUCAACAAGCCAGAAUGCUUCUUCAUUCAACCAAAAUCGUAUUGAAUCAUCGACAACAAGUCACAAUCAUCGAUCAUCAUCUGGACAUAUUGAUUCAAAUUCUCGCGGUCAAACUACGAACAUACAUCAUCAUCUAGCUAAUGCUGGACAACAAAAUGCCGGUAGUGUACCUGGAAGUGGACCGGUCGAAUUUAAUCAUGCUAUUAAUUAUGUCAAUAAGAUUAAAAAUCGUUUUCUUGAUCAGCCAGAAAUUUACAAACAAUUUUUAGACAUAUUACAAAGUUAUCAAAAAGAACAGGAUAAUUCUGGGCAAAAAAUUCUAACAGAAUCAGAAGUAUUUAGCAAAGUUUCUAAAUUGUUUGAGAAUCAACCUGAUUUAUUGCAAGAAUUCAGUCAAUUUUUGCCCGAUGCUCACAAUUCAAGCGGCAGCAGUACUGUUGGAGCUGUUGGUCCACAUACGUUACUUCAAAAUCAAGCUACAAACGCCACUUCUCAUCAUCAUCAACAUCAUCAUAUGAACAACAAUAAUAAUAAUAAUAAUAAUGUAAUUAAUUCUUCUGCAUCAUAUAGCAUUCAAAAUUCUGCGAAUCCGACAACAUCAUCAAUGAAUCAAUAUGGCCAACAUCAUCAAGCUAAUCUAGAACAUAGUAGCUCAAAUUAUACCCAUCAACCAUCCAGCCAAACAAUUCCUAUCAGUCACGAACAACAUAAUUCGAUGACAUCGAAAAAAACAAUUAGCGUAAUCAAUACCAAUUCUGUUCUUCCAAAUCGAACUUCAAUUGCGAAUACAAAUACACCGAAUGCUUUUCCAAACACGUUUCAUCGUACGCCUAAGCGCUCAAUAUCAAACAAUCAAAUCGAACAAUCGAAUUCCACACAUGUAACGUUUAAGCGUUCCAAAUUGGCACCAUUUCGUGAAUCAGCUACGUCUGAAGCUGGAAAAUAUAUGGGAGAUCUUGUUGAAUAUGCUUUCUUUGAUAAGUUACGAUUGGCAAUGAAUUCUCCAUACAAUUAUGAAACAUUCUUACGUUGUUUGAUUUUGUUCAACAAUGAAAUCGUAAAUCGUUCUGAGCUUGCCCAACUUGUUCAUCCAUUGUUUUCACAAUGUCCAGAUUUAUAUAAACGUUUCAAAGAAAUGUUAAACAUCAAAGAAGGAAGUUUAGCAAUGAAUUCUGUUAAUCUUCAGAACCAUAAUCUCUACUAUAAUUUGUACAAUAAUCCAUACAUGAAUAACUUGAGUAAUUCAUCAUAUCAUACGAAUUCGUAUGCUAACAGUAGUAUAGGCCAUUUGGAAGGUCUCAGUAAUCGCAUUGCAUCAUUUCGUGAUCGUCGAGAUAAUGAAUUUGCUGAGGUGGAUUUUGCUUCUUGUAAACGUUAUGGUGUAUCAUAUCGAACCAUACCAAAAUCCAGUGCUAAACAAGAAUGUUCUGGUCGUACACCACUUUGUCGUGAAGUAUUGAAUGAUACACUUGCAUCAUUUCCUUCAUGGUCUGAAGAUUCCACAUUUGUGUCAUCACGAAAAACUCAAUAUGAAGAAUAUGUUUAUCGUUGUGAAGAUGAACGAUAUGAACUUGAUCUCAUUAUCGAAACAAAUCUUUCGACCAUUAGAGUUUUAGAAUCCGUUCAAAGAAAAAUGGAAAUAAUGUCUCCCGAAGAAAAGAGUAAUUUCAAACUUGAUGAUACUCUGGGUGGUAGUUCGCAUGUUAUUCACAUAAAUUCUAUACGUCGAAUUUAUGGUGAAAAUUCUGUCAACGUCAUUGAAGGAAUCAAAAAUUCUCCUGCAAAUGUCAUACCAUUGGUUUUACGGCGUCUUAUAUCAAAAGAUGAAGAAUGGAGAGACGCACAAAAACAAUUUAAUCGAAAUUGGAGAGAACAAAAUGAAAAAUAUUAUUUAAAAUCAUUGGAUCAUCAAGGGAUCAGCUUCAAGCAGAAUGAUAUUAAAUUUUUACGAUCAAAAUCAUUGUUAACCGAAAUCGAAAAUAUUGCCGAAGAACGAAGUGACCAAAAUGAACAACAAUCUUCACAAAACGAACAAUGGUCAUCACAACAUUCAACUAGUAACGGUAACAUGAAUGAUACAUGUCAAUCAGAUGAUCGAAAAUCCGACACACUGCAAAUGCCACACAUGAUUUUUGUUUAUCCUGAUAAAUCAAUGAUAGAUGUCGCCUGUAAUCUAAUCAUUCAUCAUGUGAAGCGUCAAACUUCGAUACAUAAAGAAGAUAAGCGUAAAAUAAAGCAAUUAAUGAGGCAUUUUAUUCCAGACCUAUUUGCCACACCGCGUGGUGAAUUAUCCGAUGAUGAAAUUGAAGAUGAGCCUAAAAACGAAAAAACUAAAACUCUUCUUGAAAACAUCAAAUUGGAAAAAGACAGUGAUUUGAGCAAGAAUGAAAAAGUUGAAAUCAAACCACAGCCAAUGUUUAAUUCAAAUCCAGAUGAAGAGUAUUCAUUAUUUUUCGUCAACAAUUUUUGGUAUUUGUUUUUCCGGUUACAUAACAUUCUCUGUGAACGACUGAGCAAGAUGCAUAAACGUGCUCAACAGAUUGCCGCUGAAGAGGUUAAAGAAAAUCAAACUCGAAAUUCAUCGCCAUCGAUAUUACUUCGAUUACGAAAUAAUCUUAAUGUAAAAGUUGAAAAUUAUUUUGCCACUUUGGUUGAUAUGAUCAAACAAGUACUUGAUGGAAAUCUUGAUUCGACCCAAUAUGAAGAUAACCUGAGAGAAAUGUUUAGUAUUCAUGCAUACAUUGCCUUUACUUUGGACAAAGUUGUACAAAAUAUUGUCCGACAGUUUCAACAUAUCGUCGUUGAUGAUUGCAGUCAACAAUGUACAGAAUUAUAUCUUGAAGCUUGUAAAUCAGGAUCAGCUGGCGGAUUAUGUAUUACUGCUCAUCAACGAGCCGAAGCUGAGUAUUUAUAUCAGAAAAAUAUCGAACAAAUAAUUCCUGAUGAUAAUCGUUAUAAAAUUGUAAUAUAUAAAGGUGAAGGUAAAAUUACCAUUGAUUUAUUAGAAUCAAACGAUGACGAAGAUGAAGAUUCAACCAACGAUGGUGAUGAAGAUUCAAAUAUACCUCAAUCGUCGCGUACAUUACGAUCAACAACGAAAAACAUGUCUGCUAAAGAAAGAGAAAAAUGUUUAAUGAAUGAACAACAAAAAGUGAAUGAAUUGGUAGUGGAAAAAUUUCGUACAAAUCCACCUUUUUUGAAAAAAUAUGUCCGUAAACAUAAGGGAUCAUUUGAUCCUAUUACCCAAAUGAAUAGCGAUUCUAAUGAAGUUGAGCAACAAUCUCCGAAACCAAAUGAAGAAAGCAAUUCAACUAGCAACAGUUCUGAUAAGGAAACAAAUACUAAUCGUCCAAAUAGUACGAAUGAUGAGAAAAUGGCAAAUAAAAAUACGAUAUCGGACAGUAACCAAUCCACCAUUACCACCAGAGGUGAUGAUGAAAAUCAAUUGUCAACGACCAAUACUUCUACUAAUAAUGAUAAAGAUAAGACGAAAAAUACGACGGAAGCCAAUAAUGAAUGUGAAUUUGACAUACAUCGUUUCAAAUCAUUAAUAUUCGUUCAAAAUGAAACUGUACUAUACCGGAAAAAUAUCGAUAAACCAAGAAUGAGUCAUAAGAAGAUAUCACAAUCGAAAUUUAAACGAUUCAAUAAAUGGUAUUCAGAUUGGGUCGAUGCUAAUUGUACCGAAAGUAAUAAAUACAAAUAUGAAAAAUGGUUACUCGAACAGGACACGACUGAUUUCCGUUUAAAUCAAUCAGAUAACGAAGACAACGAUAAAACUAGUAAUGAUAAUAAUAAUAAUAAUAAUGAUGAUGAUAAAGCCAACUAUAACGAUAACGAUGAUCAAGAUCAAAAGCAACCUUUAAUAGAAAAAAAAUCAAAUAUUGAUAUAAAAUUGGAAAAAGAAGUGAGCAAUAAUGAUGUAAAUAAGCAAGCUAAAAAUGAUGAAAAUUUAAAAACGGAAAUAUCGGUUAAAAUUUCCGAACAAACGACAACAUCAUCAUCCAUUGAACAGCAACAACAAGCAUCGAUAACUACUACUAUGACCACAAUCAAUGUGAUUGAUUCAACAAAAAAAUCAUCCAAUGAAGAUUCAACCAACGGUACGAGAUCUGAAUCAAAUAAAGUGAUUCAAAAAGUCAAAUUUGAUUCUGAAUCAGUGAUACCAUAUCGUAUAUAUUAUAAAUAUCUAUUUAAAUCUUAAACAGAAUUUUAUUUCACUUCAACACAAUCAUUUAUGACAAAUUCAUGACGAAUUUUUUUUUUCAUCAAAACUUGAACCACGCAUAUUCUUUAAUAUAAAUUUUCAUCAUCAUCAUCAUCAUUUGAAUCGAAAAUAAAAUCAUUUUUUUUCCUCCA
Molecule: messenger RNA, 6061 nt
Organism: Dermatophagoides farinae (American house dust mite)
Lineage: Eukaryota; Metazoa; Arthropoda; Arachnida; Sarcoptiformes; Pyroglyphidae
Gene: Sin3A
Product: SIN3 transcription regulator family member A
Biological process (GO): negative regulation of transcription by RNA polymerase II
Cellular component (GO): Sin3-type complex; chromatin
Molecular function (GO): transcription corepressor activity
Source: RefSeq, a predicted model, not a curated record